Dufourea novaeangliae is the source of this 378-nucleotide messenger RNA. Its product is annotated as zinc finger protein 155-like. The coding region runs from base 1 to 378 and encodes 125 amino acids. Gene Ontology annotation, biological process: regulation of transcription by RNA polymerase II. Gene Ontology annotation, molecular function: RNA polymerase II cis-regulatory region sequence-specific DNA binding; DNA-binding transcription factor activity, RNA polymerase II-specific. The record is from RefSeq and is a predicted model, not a curated record. Gene Ontology annotation, cellular component: nucleus. Lineage: Eukaryota; Metazoa; Arthropoda; Insecta; Hymenoptera; Halictidae. The transcript is spliced from 2 exons.
AUGAUAGUUUUCCGUGUCGAAGAGGCGCCUGAAUACGACGCGUUGUGGAUGCUGGAGAAGAAGGCGCGAAGCAUUGGCGACGAGGCCACGUUCCAGGACAGACCGUACAGGCGUAGACGACUGUCGACGGACUCGAGACAACCGGAGGAACAGGGUUACAGAGUGGAACCGUUGUUUGUGGCCGUAGAACAAACAUAUGCGACGCAUUACGUGUGCACAGAUUGCGGAAGAGGAUACAAAUGGCUGGACAGCCUGAAGAGGCACAAAAGGGUCGACUGCGGGAACAAAGAGAAACAAUUCUCGUGCGAUGUAUGCGACAAGAAGUUCAAAUAUCGUUACGAACUGAAAAAUCACGUCACCGCGCAUCACUCAACGUGA